UAUGCCUCCCAUUGGCUAAUCAGCGCAAUAUUCAAAUUAACCGCCAACAAAGAUGGCAGCUAAUUUGCAUACUGCAGGCAGGGUGGGACAGCCAGGCAGCCAUCCAGGGCAGGCCCGGCCCGCCUUGCUGCCCCAGAAGCUGGCCUGCGACAUUCUGAGCCAGGGCCUGAGGGUCUGAGCAGGAUUGGGGCCAUCCAGUCUUGCCAUCUGGCACAGCAUAGAGGAUCUCCCCUGGAAAUCUGGAGAUUCCAGGCAGAGCACAUGCAGUGUGAGAGCUCACUGCAGGAGCGAAGACUCCACCCAUCAGAUAGACAACCGGGCUACAGGGGGCCCAGCUCCCCUAACCAUGGGUUUGCAACACACUCAACAAACAGCAACUGGCCUCGAGCAGAAGUGGGAAGGAUACACGCCAUCAGCCCUAGGCCUUGCUGUCCACCAGGACCAGUGAGUGUCCGGGCAGGGAAAGGAGGUGGCAUAGGCGCCAGGAACUAGCAACAGGUGUGAAGAAGGGCAAUUAGCUGAGUAAGCAGAGGAGUGACAGCCUCGAUCUGAUUGGAGAAGCCACCAAAAUACAUCAUCUUUGGAACAACAGUUCUGAAAAGAAGCUAUUUUCCAUCCUGGAUUUGAAGGAACUGGUGGAGAAGCAGGGAGCACGGUGACUGUCCGUGAGCGCGGAGGGGCGAGCUCGCAGCCGGAGGGCCCUGGCCAGAAGAGGCGCAGGAGCGGCGGAGCCUGAGCACUCCAGGGGGUCCGAGUCAUAAAGGGAGCACCCCCGCGGCCUAGCACGCCACCGCCCUCCCCAAUGUACUCGGCCGUCAAGAGGAAGAGCCUGGACCCGUCUGAGGAGCCCGUGGAUGAGGUGCUACAGAUUCCCCCAUCCCUGCUGACAUGUGGAGGCUGCCAGCAGAACAUCAGGGAUCGCUACUUUCUGAAGGCCAUUGACCAGUACUGGCACGAGGACUGUCUCAGCUGUGACCUCUGCGGGUGCCGGCUAGGCGAGGUGGGGCGGCGCCUCUACUACAAGUUGGGCCACAAGCUCUGCCGGAGGGACUAUUUCGGGCUUUUUGGCCAAGAUGGUCUCUGCGCCUCCUGUGACAAGUGGAUCCGUGCCUAUGAGAUGACGAUGUGGGUGAAAGACAAGGUGUAUCACCUGGAGUCUUUCAAAUGUGCCGCCUGCCAGAAGCAUUUCUGCAUUGGCGACAGAUACUUGCUCAUCAACUCUGACAUAGUGUGCGAGCAGGACAUCUACGAGUGGAUUAAGAUCAAUGGCAUGAUCUAGGCAUCUCUGGGAGGUGCUCCACCAAAGUCACUGUCUCCAGGGGGUCUUCACUCUUAGGUACUUUGGGGAUUCGAGGGUGGGAUGAGGCAUUUCUUAGUGGGUGGUAGACCCUAACUGGGCACAAGACACAACAUCUAAGUGACAUAAUGCAAAAAAUGAUACCUAAAUGUGACAAAAUGACCGGCCUUUAGGGAGGAUGUAUGGACCGUAGCCACAACCUACCCAUAAUUACUGACAUGAUUAGUGAAGGCAAGGAGUGUGCGGGGAGGGGACAGCAUUUGGGCCAUUAUAACGGAACUUUACAUCUACAGAUAGGGAGUUGUGGAAAGACGCGUUAUGACUUUGACCCUUGGCAACUAGAAAUGUGCAAUUGAUUUCUUUACUUCCUGGCUUCCAUGACAACCCUGUUCCAAUCACUGUCCUCCACACACAAGAAGGAUAGGAGAGCAGCUACCCUUUUUCCCCCGGCCACUUUCCCAAGGCCUUAAGCUUUGGACCCAAGGGAAGUAGCAGAGAGACACAUUUCAGUUGAAAAUGGGAACUGCAACUCUUAACCACACACUUAUUUAAAGCGACACUGAUGAAUCCCUGUUUUUAGAUACCUUAGUUUUGAGGUGAGGAGUUCCACAGAUUGUUUCUAUACAAAUGUAAAUCU
Molecule: messenger RNA, 1934 nt
Organism: Myotis myotis
Lineage: Eukaryota; Metazoa; Chordata; Mammalia; Chiroptera; Vespertilionidae
Product: rhombotin-2-like
Exons: 1
Coding region: 803-1279 (158 amino acids)
Biological process (GO): positive regulation of transcription by RNA polymerase II
Cellular component (GO): nucleus
Molecular function (GO): DNA-binding transcription factor binding; transcription coactivator activity
Source: RefSeq, a predicted model, not a curated record